Molecule: messenger RNA, 1070 nt
Organism: Cyphomyrmex costatus
Lineage: Eukaryota; Metazoa; Arthropoda; Insecta; Hymenoptera; Formicidae
Product: cytoplasmic dynein 2 light intermediate chain 1
Exons: 7
Coding region: 1-1038 (345 amino acids)
Biological process (GO): intraciliary retrograde transport; intraciliary transport involved in cilium assembly
Cellular component (GO): ciliary basal body; cytoplasmic dynein complex; axoneme
Molecular function (GO): dynein heavy chain binding
Source: RefSeq, a predicted model, not a curated record
AUGACUGCAGAAAACUGUGAGGAGUCUAUGCGAGAAACUGCAUUACGGCUUGCUGUAGAAGAAGAAAAUAGACGCAAGACUGAUCCAAAUGAAACUCACGAACGAUCCAUUAUUAUCCUUGGCAGCAAGGGAGUUGGUAAAACAACAAUGGUGUAUCGAUUUCUUGAAAAAGACGAAAGACCAAAACCAACUAUAGCAAUGGAUUAUUCGUUUGGUCGCAAAACUGUGAAAAGUUUAGUGAAAAAUAUUGUGCACGUGUGGGAAGUGGGUUACUUAGCUUCUUCUUUGGUAUCUGUUGCGAUGACAGGAUCUACAUUGACACAUUCCCCUCAUCACACCGUGUUAUUAAUAAUGUUAGAUUUAUCGCGACCAGAAGAAUUAUGGUCUUCCUUCGAGGAGGCCCUUUCCGUAAUACGAAAUGGUUUGAAAAUGAGUUACGACACUAACAUGAUUCAAGAAUUACGGGAUAAGGGGGAAGCAGAUAGAAAAAAAGAAUUGGAACGUGGAGUUGAUCCAUUUUUAAUGAAAAUGUGUAUUAUAGGUGGACGAUAUGAUGAGUUUAAGGAAUUUGAUUCGAGUAAGAAAGAAUUUAUUGGCAAGAUAUUGAGAGCUAUAGCUCAUAAUCUAGGUGCAAGCCUUUAUUACUAUUCCUCUAAAGAUAAAUUUCUCGUACGACGACUGAAAGAUUUAUUAUCUCAUUAUGGAUUUGGUUCUCCAUUUAUGGAGGAUAAGUGUACGGAUUAUGAAAAACCGUUAAUGAUGCCGGCUGGCAUGGAUUCUUUCGGACGAAUCGAUUUGCAAUUCCCUCAAACGAGACCGUCGGCAAUUUUAGAUACUAUCAAACAGAUCUACGUCUCACGUAUACCGCAAGUGUCGAGGAGUGACGAAAGUACUUUGGAGGAUCCCAGUAAUGACCCUAACUUUAACGAGCCUAUUAUCGAUAGAUUGAGAAUGCAGCGAGAAGAGGAGAUCGGUAUACUGCUGAAUGAUAUGAUGGAAGGCCGUAUGCCGAAAAUUCCCGUGCCCGAUCCAAUUUAGAGAAUAUGAAUAUUCUAUGUACCCAUUAUGAU